Molecule: messenger RNA, 2031 nt
Organism: Paralichthys olivaceus (Japanese flounder)
Lineage: Eukaryota; Metazoa; Chordata; Actinopteri; Pleuronectiformes; Paralichthyidae
Source: RefSeq, a predicted model, not a curated record
UGAAAGUGAAUUUCUGGAUUGUGCAGCUCGACCUAACAGAGCUGGUGUCGUCUCGUCUCACACUCACACCCUCUGAUCGACCAACGAGGACAGAGCUGCUGUGGCGAACACUGGCUGUGGACUGAGGAGUAUAAAUACUGCACGUGGAGUAUACAUGCUGUGGAGUAUACAUGCUGUGGAGUAUACAUACUGGAGUACAUUCGGUUUGAGGAGUACAUUCCGUGGUUUCCAUCCAGCUGUGUCCAGAAUGACCUCAUGGAGAAGCGUGGCCCUCCUGUUUCUUAUUGUGUCAUUCACAAGCCUGUCGAGGCAAAACUGCGCCAACUACUUCGACAUGAGCGAAUGGACCGGAAAGAAUCUCACUUUCACUUUCCAGCUGGCGAACACCACGAACCGUAAAGACUUAAUUAAAUGCACGAUGAAGGACGCGUGUGAAAAGACCAAGUGGGACUCUCUGUGUGCAAUACAGAAGAGCUGCUUCAAUGGAGCUGCAGAUGAAAACAGCUGGACAUGCCGAGGCAGCACCUCUCAGAAUAUCUCCUUCUAUCACCUCAUGUGUCUGGCGGCCAUUUCACUGAACGAGAAUAUCGUCCCCGAAGGCUGUAAAUACGAAAACGUGUGCGGCCUCUGUCAGCAAAUAUCUUCUGAUCGAAUUCCAACAACAGCACCAAUCACAGUGUUGCCCACAACACUUAACACAACAGCGGCGCGGCCACCGCCGACACCAGGAACCACCACAGUCACAGGAGGAAAGGAAAAGAGAACUGCAGACGCAGAGGAGGCCGGGACCUGGAGAUGGUUAAUAAUUUCCGGAAUCUUAAACAUCGUGCUGCUGCUGCUGCUGGUGGUGGUGGUCCUUUUCCUCUUCCUGCGGUCGAGGACACAGGACAGAAUACAGGACGCACCUCAUCAGCAUCAAAGCCACUGGUUUCCUCAGGAAGACUCCUCUGUGUUGGAUGAAACAACCAGGACUCAAGAUACUCAUCUGAUGACACCGAUAAAAAUGCAGCCUGACUGUCCCCUCCUCAGCUCAACCCCAGCUGAUUCAUCCGGGAAUGGACACACGUCUGGAAACAGGUCACAGUGAGCACACAACUUUGUAUCUUGUCGUUGUAAAAGAGCUGCGGGAUGUGACACAGGACGGAUCAGCUCCACGCAGGAUGGAGGACUGAGUGACUGUGGUUUUUACAACUGCCUUUCAUGGAGGGGAAACUCUGAGCCUCAAAUGUCAAGGGUGAUCGAGGGUGAAAAGGCUGCGGCGUGUCGGUUUACUAAAACUGCACAGCAACACAUGCUACUGCGAAACGAAGUGACGACCUGUAUUAUAAACACCAUGAAAACAUUUUAACACAACCAAACUCACCACGUGUCAGUGUCAGCUGCAGUAACGCUGGCAGACAGAUGUUUACAGCUGUUUGUUAGCGCCAACCAUGGCAAAAGCAGCGCAUUUAAUAUAAUAUGAUGUGAUAUUCAACUACUGCUGGCACUAGUAUCCACUGUCUAACCAGACUUACCGAUUCCUCUGUAAGUCACAGUGUGGAGAGAGUUUAUCAAUCUGCACCGGACAGCACGGGAGUCAGCGCUCUCACUGUCGGGACGGUGGUCGUUGUGUCUGUCCUGCACGUCCUGUACUGUCCAGGUUUAUAAGGAAAGAUUUGCAUGUAGACUGAACCACUGGUUGUAGUUUUUUGAAUGCAUGCACUGGUUUUUAACAAGCUAUGCUAAGCUAGGUCAAGUGUAAAUGUAUGACACGGCAUUAGACUUUCCGAGUUGUGGCUGGUCCUCACCACCUUCAGUGUCUGAACCCUGGACCACAUCCGUCUGUCUUCUGGGAACCCAUUCUGUCAGGUGUUAGCCGCUAGUUAGCCGUCUAGAGGUCUCUUGUCUAUGUAACCAGGAAACACUCAAACUAUUCCUGGUCUGUUUGAAUUAUUUAACUACCGUGAUGCUUGUGUGUUUUGUAAAACUGUGAAAAAAAUCCAUGCAUUGUAUACAUAUAUGGAAUUUAAUGUAUUGUGCAUUAAAAAGUUG